Messenger RNA from Nyctereutes procyonoides (raccoon dog), 4831 nucleotides. RefSeq names its product chromosome unknown C4orf33 homolog (gene CUNH4orf33). Bases 467 to 1168 code for a protein of 233 amino acids. NCBI's taxonomy places the organism in Eukaryota, Metazoa, Chordata, Mammalia, Carnivora, Canidae. The record is from RefSeq and is a predicted model, not a curated record. The transcript is spliced from 7 exons.
GCCACCCCCGAGGCGGCGAGCAGGCUCCCUCCGGGGCGCGAGCCCGGGGGCUCUGUGCGGCGCGUGGGGUUUUUAAAGAAAACCCCCCCAAGUUGUAGACGUAGGGAGGGCGUCAAGCACAUAUUUCAAACGCGCCCAGAAUCUUUGAUGCCUGGCACUUCUGGACUGAGGGAACCUGCUUGCUGGCCGAAAGGAGCGGGUUUGGAAAGUGAGGAGACGUCUGACUGGAGGCGGAGCCCAAGCGGGCGCCUUCCGAGGCCGCCCCCAGAGCGGAGCUUCUGGAGGAUCUUGGACGUGGGCUUGGUCUCCACAAGCUAAGACGAGUUUGCUUCUGUCCUCCAUGCCCAACCCCCCUGGUAUGUAGGCAGCUGGGCGGAGCCUACGACUGAGCCCUCUUCAGUUACCUGCGCAGAAAGCAGCGAGCUGAGUGAGUCUUGAACGGAAAAAGAGCUUCCCGAGUCUUCAGAUGGAUUUUAAAAUUGAACACACUUGGGAUGGUCUUCCAGUGAAGCAUGAGCCAGCAUUUGUCAGGUUGAAUCCAGGCGAUGGAGGAGUGAUGAUGGAAGUUAAUGCUCCAUUUUUCAAUGAUCCUCCAGCCCCACUUGGAGAACCAGGAAAACCUUUCAAUGAACUUUGGGAUUAUGAAGUUGUGGAAGCAUUUUUCUUGAAUGACAUAACCAAACAAUAUUUAGAAGUUGAACUUUGUCCAUAUGCACAUAUUGCAGACAUGAAGGAAAGUAAAGAAAAUAACAUUUGUUUCUUUCAAACACUCAUGAGGAAUUUUAAUUUUGACAGUCAUGGACAACAUUUGGUGCUUUUACUCUCUGGAAGAAGAAAUGUGUGGAAAAAAGAACUUGCUCUGUCGUACAAAGUGUGCACAGGAAAGACAAAAUGGGAAGGCAGAGCUUAUCUUCCUUGGAGUUAUUUUCCACCACAUGUGACAAAAUUCAAUGCAUUUGCUAUUCAUGGAUCAAAAGAUAAGAGAAACUAUGAAGCUCUUUACCCUGUACCUCGACAUGAACUGCAGCAAGGACAAAAACCUGAUUUCCAUCGUCUGGAAUAUUUCAAGCCUUUCGGUUUUAACACACUGCUUGGAGAAGAAUGGAAACAACCAGAAUCAGAGCUGUGGCUAACAGAGAAACCUGAUGUACAGGAGUAUAGUAGAUGACCAUAUCAGUCAUUUCUCCUCUGUAUCUUUUAAGGUAAACCAAUAAUAAGUAUAAUCUUUUUUAAUCAUGAUACCACCAGCACAUUUCAAGAACUGUUUUCAUGGAGGUCAGUGAAAAUAUAGUAUCUCUGGCAAGUUGUAUAUGAGUUAGCAAGAGAAUAGGAAGUUUGUAGAUGACUUUAUCUAGAAAGUUAAAAUGUUUCUCAGAGUCAUUUACUCUAGGAGUCAUCACGUCAGUCAGUUCUAUCUGCCUUGCAUCACCAUCACCCCAGAUAUCCCUGACUCUGUCAACCAACAUCAUUAUUUUUUUCCACUUCCCUAAACUUCAGCCAGCCUGAGACUAGAAUAUGUUAUUUGUGCAUUUUUUUAUUUUAUUUUUUAUUUUUUUAUUUUUUUUUUUAAAGAUUUUAUUUAUUUAUUCAUGAUAGUCACACAGAGACAGAGAGAGAGAGGGGGAGACACAGGCAGAGAGAGAAGCAAGCUCCAUAUAGGGAGCCCGACGUGGGAUUCGAUCCCAGGUCUCCAGGAUCGCGCCCUGGGCCAAAGGCAGGCGCUAAACCGCUGCGCCACCCAGGGAUCCCUGUGCAUUUUUUAAAAUUCCGUGUAAUGUACAGUAAUUCUUUACUUAGAAUCUUCUGUGCAUUGUUGAAAUGGGUUGAAAACAAUGACCUAUUUCAGUUGACAGGAGAUCCACAUCCAUUAAGGCAUCAUUAAGUUACAUAUGUAUUUAACCAUCUGUUUUCCCUGUCUUGUGACUAUUUUUAGUGUGUGGAAGGAAAUGAAAUGGUCUUGAAUCGGGGCAACAGAUUCUACUUUCAUUUACAAACAAGUGACAUUUUCUUAAUGCUGUUAAACCAGAUGCCAAAAUGUCUUCAUUUUAUUUUGUAAACAUCAAAUACUCCUAGUCUAGAGUUUUUCAAAUUUUGUAUUGUCAUAUAGUUCAGAGUUUGAAGCCAUCUAAUAGAUCAUCUAUGAACUUCUCCACCAAACCUCAUCCUUCACUAGCUUUCUUAACUAAGAGAUUAGCAGUCUUACAGAAGAAUUUUUUAAGGACUUUUAUUUUAUUAUUAUUAUUUUUAAAGAUUUUAUUUAUUUAUUCAUAGAGAUGCAGGGAGAGAGAGAGGCAGAGACACAAGCAGGCUCCAUGCAGAGAGCCUGACGUGGGACUUGAUCCAGGGUCUCCAGAUCACGCCCUGGGCUGCAGGUGGCGCUAAACCGCUGUGCCACCAGGGCUGCCCUUAAGGACUUUUAUUACUUGUACAGAAUACCUAGUUGUCUGUCUGUUUGACAAUAUAUUUUAUCCUCUUCUUUUUUACUAACAGAACUUGAAUUUUUAGGGGCACUACUUAAAAACAUUUUUCCAGAUUCCUUUGCAGUUAGAAAUGACAUGAUAAAACGGUUCAGACUAAUGAGAUGUAUGUAUACAUUGUCCAGUAGAUCAUUAAGAAAAGAUGUUUUAAAGGUGAAAGAUUCAUCUUUUUUUUUAAUUUUUUUAAAUUUAUUUAUGAUAGUCACAGAGAGAGAGAGAGAGGCAGAGACACAGGCAGAGGGAGAAGCAGGCUCCAUGCACCGGGAGCCCGAUGUGGGAUUGGAUCCCGGGUCUCCAGGAUCGCGCCCUGGGCCAAAGGCAGGCGCCAAACCACUGCGCCACCCAGGGAUCCCAAGGUGAAAGAUUCAGCUGCCACAUACCUUUUACCUUUUGUCUUUUUCUCCUGAAUUGCAUAAUUGAAACCUGAGGUAACACACUAGCUGUAUUGUAUCAAUGAGGAGAUAGUCAAUGAAUAGUCAGCUGAGCAACAAGACAAAGGAGCCUGGGUUCUAAACAGUGCAAUAGAGUAAUGUAUCAUAUCUGGACUACCUACCUAUAGAUUUCUUUAUAUAGGAGAAAAUAAGCCACCUAAUUUGUUUUUCUAAAUUAAUCUAUAGGUUCACUACAAUCUCAGUUAAAAAUCCCAGAGGGAGUAUAAAUUGACAAACUGACUCAAAUUUUAUAUAGAAAUACAAAGGACCGGGGUGCCUGAGUGGUUCAGCAGUUGAGCGUCUGCCUUUGGCUCAAAGUGUGGUCCCAGGAUCCGGGAUCGAGUCCCACAUCGGGCUCCUUGCCGGGAGCCUGCUUCUCCCUCUGACUGUCUCUCUCUCUCUCCCUCUCCCUCUCUCCUCUGUGUCUCUCAUGAAUAAAUAAAUAAAUAAAUAGUCUUUAAAAAAGACAAAAAAAGAAAUACAAAGGACCUCAAAAUAGCCAAAAACAAUUUUGAAAAAGAACAAAGUUGGAGGACUUAUACAAUCUGACUUUAGAACGUACUAUUAAGAUAUAAUAAUGAAGGCAGUGUGCCCUUGGCAUAGGUUUAAACAAAUACAUCAAUGUAACAGGAUGGAGAAACUAUAAAGAACAAUGUGCAAUCAACUGAUUUUUUUUUACAAAGGUGCCAAUGUAUUUAAAAAGGAAAAGGAUAAUCUUUUCAAUAAAUGGUAUUGAAAUAACUAUAAAAAACAUGAAAACAAAAUCAAAACCUUCUCUCCUACUUAAAAGUCUACAGAAAAAUUAAAUGUAACUGGUGAAAUGAAAACAAAUCUAGGAGAGAAUCUUUGUAAUCCAGGUUAGAGAAAUAUUUUUUUUUUUCAGAUAAGACAUGAAAAGCAAUAAUUUAAAAGAAAAAGAGAAAUUGGACUUCAUCAAAAUAAAAACAUUAUGUUCAUCAAAAACUUCCAUUAAGUGAAGAAGCAAGCCACAGAUUGGAAUAAAAUAUUCACAGUACCCAUAUCUGACAAAGGAUUCUUACCCAGAAUAUAUGAAGAACUCCUGUAAAUCAGUAAUAAAAGAAGCCAGUUAAAGAAACUUCACAGAAAAAAAAUAUACAAAAGUAAAUAUAUAAAGUUAACAUCACUUAUCAUCAAGGAAAUGCACAUUAAAACCAUAACAAGAUAGCACUAAAUGACUAAAAUUACAAAGUAUACACACUGGUUACAUGGUUAAAGCUGAAAAAGACUGACAAUAAUGGGAAUAAUGUCCAGCAAUAAUGGGAAUGUGGAGUACCUAGAACUUUCAUACACAGUGGAUAGGAAUGGAGUAUAUGGUACAAGAACUUUGGAAAAGUGGAAGUUUCUAAAGUUAAAUACACACCUACUCUGUGUUUCAGCAGUUUCAUUCUUAGGUAUAUACUCAAGAGAGUAUAUACUCAAAUGAGUAUUUAUAGCAGUUUUAUUCAUAACACAAAACUAUAAACAAUCGAGUUUCUAUCCACAUGAUAGACAAGCUGCAAUAUACUCAGUGGAAUACUACUUAUGAAAACGAAUGGACUACUGGUACGUGCAUGAGCCUACAUGAAUCUCAAAAGCAUUACAUUGAACAAAAUAAACCAGAUACAAUAUUCUGUAUAACUAUUUAUAUGAAGGCCAAUUAUAGGCCAAACCAGGCUGUUGUGAUGCAUCUCAGAACAGUGAUUGCUCUGGGUGAGGGCAGAAGAUUCAAAUUGUCUGGAAAAGGGACAUGAGGGUAUUUGAGGGAGUGGGUAAUUGAAAUGUUUUGUAUCUUGAUGUGGCUGACAGUAUGUAGUUGCAUACAUUUGUCAACAUCCCCCAAGCUGUAUGUUUAAGAUUUGUGAUUUUACUACAUGUGAAGUAUAUCUUAAUAAAAUAUUGUUAUGAAAUAAGCUGUAAAUUAAA